UUUUGGCUGCUCUACUUUGUUUUCUGCUGUUAUUUAUUUCCAUUUCGUUUUCUCCGUAGUGAUCUCGAGGUGGGUUUUUAGUUUUGCUCGUCAUCAAUGGAGAUGAAUGUAGCCUUGGCUUAGUUUCCGAAACGAUUCUAUCAUUUUUAUAUUCCCUACAUUUCACAACGCCAUUUAAAAAAAAUCAUCUUUUUUUUUUUGAUGUUUGGGCUUAUAAAUUUCAGGUCCUUUUCUUGAUCAGUCGAUAAAAGAGAUUUUUUUUUUGGGAAUAUUUAUCAGGCCAUGGCAGUAGUUGAGAAUGGUUCGAAUCAAGAUGCGGCUGCAACAGCAGUGGCAUCAAACGAUCAGGAUCAGUCAAAGCAAAACCAUGUUGGGUCAAGAAUUGAUCCGAGCUUACACCAGAACGAUCAGGGGUUAUACGACAAGAUCGGUGCCCCCCAUCAUCGAUCCAACGGUGGGGAUUUACAGAUGAGCAAUGGUGGUACUGGGGAUGACGUUGGGGAUAGCUUCAAGAGAGACAUGAGAGAGUUGGAAGAACUGUUCUCUAAGCUUAACCCCAUGGCUGAAGAGUUCGUGCCCCAUUCAAUUGCUAACCAUGGACUUAAUGGAGGGUUUUUCAUUAACAACUCUUUUCUUCAAAACAACACUAACAUCUCGAGGAAUGGUCAUGCUAAUGGAAAUGGUGCUGGUAGGCGGAAAAUUUUCAAUCAAGGUAAAAGGAGAUUAAACAAUAGGACAAGUAUGGCCCAGAGAGAAGAGGUUAUCCGUAGGACUGUUUAUGUGUCUGAUAUUGACCAACAGGUCACCGAAGAGCAGCUUGCAGGUUUAUUUGUGAGUUGCGGGCAGGUGGUUGAUUGCCGCAUAUGUGGUGAUCCUAAUUCUGUGCUUCGUUUUGCCUUUGUUGAGUUCACUGACGAAGAAGGUGCGCGAGCUGCUCUGAAUCAUGCAGGGACUAUGCUUGGAUUCUACCCAGUUAGGGUGCUACCUUCGAAAACAGCUAUUGCACCAGUUAACCCAACAUUUUUGCCAAGGAAUGAAGAUGAGCGCCAGAUGUGUGCAAGAACUAUCUACUGUACAAACAUUGACAAGAAGGUUACUCAAGCUGAUGUUAAGCUCUUUUUCGAAACAGUCUGUGGGGAGGUUUAUCACCUGAGGUUGCUGGGGGACUACCACCAUUCAACUCGCAUUGCUUUUGUUGAGUUUGUAAUGGCUGAAAGUGCAAUUGCUGCUCUCAACUGUAGUGGUGUGGUUCUGGGGUCAUUGCCCAUAAGGGUAAGCCCAUCAAAGACCCCAGUUCGGCCGCGCACCCCUCGCCUUCCCAUGCACUGAAUCAUUGUGGCACUCCAACUGAUUUUAGUACUGGUUUAUAUAUAUUUAAAAUCCAUACACACACCCAUGUAAAGAUGUUUCCCAUGUGGAUGGCUUGUCCAUUUAUAUUAUAUAUAUUGUCCUCUGCAGCGCUUGGUUGUUUA
Messenger RNA from Gossypium raimondii (Peruvian cotton), 1472 nucleotides. RefSeq names its product polyadenylate-binding protein-interacting protein 11. NCBI's taxonomy places the organism in Eukaryota, Viridiplantae, Streptophyta, Magnoliopsida, Malvales, Malvaceae. Bases 283 to 1329 code for a protein of 348 amino acids. Gene Ontology annotation, molecular function: RNA binding. The transcript has 10 exons. The record is from RefSeq and is a predicted model, not a curated record.